Neomonachus schauinslandi (Hawaiian monk seal) is the source of this 1262-nucleotide messenger RNA. RefSeq names its product RWD domain containing 2B (gene RWDD2B). The coding region runs from base 332 to 1204 and encodes 290 amino acids. Gene Ontology annotation, molecular function: protein binding. Lineage: Eukaryota; Metazoa; Chordata; Mammalia; Carnivora; Phocidae. The transcript is spliced from 6 exons. The record is from RefSeq and is a predicted model, not a curated record.
CCGCCUCGCUGGAGUGGUUUGUAGGCUUCGGAUUGCCUAGCACUGGAACUCAGAGGCUCCCUCUGGAUGAGACUUGAGCUGUCCAUGCGGCCAGAAAAUCUAUAGUUUCAGCACCGAGGGGUCCGUGGCUCCAGAUAAUAUGUACUGAUCCUCAAACUAAAUAGAAAGCUCUGGAAAGGAAUGAAGGAUGAAGCUCUAAAUAUAGUAUUUACUCAAUAAACAUUUACCCAAAGAUGAGAAGGAAUUCCAUGAAGACGCCAUUAACCAAGAUAAUGGUGUUUGAUUUCACAGAGUAAAUUCUCUUUGAGAAGAAAUUUACGGAUAUCCAAAAAUGAUUGAGAUUGAACAGGCAGAGGCCCAGCUCUCUGAGUUAGACCUGCUAGCCAGUAUGUUCCCUGGUGAGAACGAGUUCAUUGUGAAUGACCAGCUGGCUUUAGCAGAACUGAAAGAUUGUAUUGAAAAGAGGACGUUGGAGGGACGAUCUUCUAAAGUUUACUUUACUAUCAAUGUGAACCUGGAUGUAUCUGAGGAAGCAAUGGUGAUGUUUUCUCUGGCUUGUAUUCUUCCCUUUAAAUACCCUGAAGUUCUGCCUGAAAUUACUGUCAGAUCAGUAUCACUAAGUAGAUCCCAGCAGACUCAGCUAAACACAGAUCUGACCGGAUACCUGCAAAAGAAUUGUCUCGGAGAUGUCUGUAUAUUGAAUGCCACAGAGUGGGUUAGAGAACAUGCUUCUGGCUAUAUCAGCAGAGACACCACACCUUCCCCUGCUCCAGGAAGUACAUUCCAGCCAGUUGAUCUCAUUCUCACAAGACUGUGGAUCUAUAGCCAUCACAUCUACAACAAGUGUAAAAGAAAGAAUAUUCUAGAGUGGGCAAAGGAGCUUUCCCUAUCUGGAUUUAGCAUGCCGGGGAAACCUGGUGUUGUUUGUGUGGAAGGCCCACAAAGUGCCUGUGAAGAAUUCUGGUCAAGACUCAGAAAAUUAAACUGGAAGAGAAUUUUAAUUCGCCAUCGAGAAGACAUUCCUUUUGAUGGUACAAAUGACAAAAUAGAAAGACAAAGAAAAUUUUCAGGUUUUGAAGAAAAAGUGUUCAAUGUUAGUGGAGCCAGAGGAAACCACAUGGACUUUGGUCAGCUGUAUCAGUUUUUAAACGCCAAAGGAUGUGCGGAUGUUUUCCAGAUGUUCUUUGGUGUGGAAGGACAGUGACUGGGCAAAGGAGUCUUCAAAGUAUUUUGUCACUGUUGGCCUUUUGAUUUUUCCCCCA